UUGGGCUCGGCGUAGACCGAGACGAAGCAUCAGAAAGCAAUGAUUUUUGUUUUUUUUUUAAAAGAGGAUAUUCAAAUUCUUCAAAGAAACAAAAACCGCAGCCGUUUUCCGAAGUCUAUAAAAGGAGGAGAUGAAUCAGUCGGAUUCAUCACUGGGUUUUGAUCAUUUAUCCAUUUCAUCAUCUUUCCCUGAAUGUUUGGUGUCGAUCUUCUUUCCUUGAAUAACGACUCCUGGAACGAGUGUAUCCGCAGUUUCCGAAUCUAUCUGAGUGAUUUCCGUUGAUGGGCCCAAGGGUUCAGCCAUUUGGGGAUUCUCCGGAUUCCUUUCACCUUCCUUUCGAUAGAAAUCUCACCGCGGUGAUUAAUUCGUCAAAACCGAACCGGAGACAAGGGAACUAAGUUCCAUGAAAGCGGUGUUCUGAAUCAGGCCUGCAGUCCAGCAAGGAGAGAAGUUGGCAGGUUGUCUUUCCAACAGUACAUUUUUCUGCUGGAAUCAGAAAUUAUGCCUUACCCAUGAAAUCAUUUCAGGGCAGUCUGGUGCACACAACAUCCCUAUUGACCCCGGGUCCAGGGAAAGAUCCCAUCACAAGGGUGUAUUGUAGGUAAACCUUAGGUUGUAUAAUAUUCUGCAAGAGGCUGUUUCCAGAACUCGAACGCGUACGCGUGACCUCUAGAUCACAACGGCAAUAGCUUAACCGGUUAUCAUUUGCUAUGAAUUCUCAUGAACACAAUGAAGUGGACUUGGAAGAUGGCAAGGCGGGAAAAAGUGUAGAGAAGCCAAUCCACGGAAAAAUACCAAAUCAGACUUUGUUAUCUGGCUUAGCUUAUUGCAUUUCAUCUUGUUGCAUGAUAUUGGUGAACAAGUUUGUUCUCUCCAGCUAUAACUUUAAUGCUGGGAUAUCUUUGAUGUUAUACCAGAACUUCAUCUCAGUGAUCAUAGUGGCGAUCUUGAAAUUGGUGGGUCUAAUAUCGACGGAACCACUAACAUGGAGGUUGCUAAAGGUCUGGUUUCCUGUGAACGUGAUAUUUGUUGGGAUGCUCAUCACAAGCAUGUUUAGUUUGAAAUACAUCAAUGUAGCAAUGGUCACCGUCCUGAAGAAUGUCACUAAUGUAAUAACUGCAGUUGGUGAGAUGUAUAUAUUUAACAAGCAUCAUGACAGCAGAGUUUGGUCUGCUCUCUUCUUAAUGAUCAUUUCAGCAGUUUCUGGGGGGAUAACUGAUCUAUCUUUCCACGCUGUUGGCUAUGCUUGGCAGAUUGCUAAUUGCUUCUUAACUGCUUCUUACUCUCUGACUCUGAGGAAAAUCAUGGACACUGCCAAGCAAGUUACUACAUCUGGAAAUUUGAACGAGUUUUCUAUGGUCCUGCUUAAUAACACCCUCUCGUUACCACUUGGGCUUAUUCUUGUUGUUGCGUUCAAUGAGGUUGAUUAUCUUUAUAAAACGCCACUUUUGCGAUUACCCGUUUUCUGGUGCGUCGUGACGCUAAGUGGGUUUAUGGGUCUUGCCAUUAGCUUCAGUUCCAUGUGGUUUCUUCAUCAAACUGGGGCUACAACUUACAGCCUCGUGGGAUCCCUAAACAAGAUUCCUCUGUCCAUUGCGGGCAUAGUUCUUUUCCAUGUACCGACCAGUUUGCAGAACUCUGCAAGCAUAUUCUUUGGUCUUUUGGCCGGAGUUUUUUUCGCCAGAGCCAAAAUGAGGGAGAAGUCCUGAAAAAACCACCAUUCCUCACACUUUCCGGCGUUGCCGAGGCCAAAAUGAUGAAAUUUCCGCAACUCUUCCCAAUUUACUUGAGGCGACGUGGAGAUUUUACGCGGUAAAUCAGGCUGUUAGUUCACCGGCAGGAAAGAGGAUUCACCCCUCUACCAAUUCUAUUCAAUAUCUGUUUCAUGGGAGAAACUUGCAAAACCUAUUCCCAUUGUAUUGUUAGUGAUCCAUCUGGCUUAGUUUUUAGUGGGUGUAUUGGUUCUUGAAUAGAAGAGAUUGUUCAUUCAUGUGGUUCUUUUGGUCUCAUUUGAGUUUGUAACAGUAAAGAUUUGAGCUUUACGACAAGGGCCAUUGAAAACCAAACCGGGUUCGGUUCGGUUGAGAUAAUUGAAAUUUGGCGGUAAAUAUGCCUCGGUUUUGACAAAACCGUGUUGUGUAA
Molecule: messenger RNA, 2142 nt
Organism: Tarenaya hassleriana
Lineage: Eukaryota; Viridiplantae; Streptophyta; Magnoliopsida; Brassicales; Cleomaceae
Product: GDP-mannose transporter GONST1-like
Exons: 11
Coding region: 711-1709 (332 amino acids)
Cellular component (GO): Golgi apparatus
Molecular function (GO): GDP-mannose transmembrane transporter activity; antiporter activity
Source: RefSeq, a predicted model, not a curated record